This is a messenger RNA of Elaeis guineensis (African oil palm), 652 nucleotides long. NCBI's taxonomy places the organism in Eukaryota, Viridiplantae, Streptophyta, Magnoliopsida, Arecales, Arecaceae. The record is from RefSeq and is a predicted model, not a curated record.
CCCUCUCCCUCCCCACAAAGAAGUAAUAACUAAAUCCUCCACCACCCACCACCACCACUGCAACCACUGGCAGCGCCGGACGACGACCGCCCCAGCCGCGCACCCAUGCUGUUCCGCCUCCCGCGCCGCCAGUGUCGGCCGGCACUGCCUUCUCGGCGUAGAAGGAUUGCGGUGGUCCGGCUGGGAAGCCGGCGGGGUUGGCGCAGCGGCCGGAGGUUCCUCACGGGCUUCCUCCGGCGGGUGCGGUUGAGGUGGGUGGUGGCGCAGUACCGGAAGGCCUUGAAGCGGGUGAGGGCGCGCUACGCGGCGCUGAUGCGGGAUCUGAUCGAUGGGGCGGCGGCGAUCGAGGCCGUCCAUUCUCGGAUACUAACGGAGUCCUACUUCCCGGCCCUCGUGGUGCCGAAGCCGAUCAUCGUCGCCAAGUGCCCCAACUACUAUAAAUUCUGACAGAGAUUAUAAUCCUUACUCUCCCGCGCGCGCGAAAGGAUGUUAGCAUAUGUAGUAAUAAAAGGGAAAUGAAAUUUAAUAGGAGAGCAACAUCCAUUUCUCUCGUUUUCCGUUUUUUCUUUUUUUUUUUAUUUUAUGGGUGUUUUCUUGUAAAUUGAUCACAAUAUAUUAGACAUAGAUGGCUCCGCUUGAUCUUUUACUUAAA